This is a messenger RNA of Drosophila arizonae, 2425 nucleotides long. It is a transcript of the gene Hmbs, whose product is annotated as porphobilinogen deaminase-like protein l(3)02640. Gene Ontology annotation, biological process: heme biosynthetic process. Gene Ontology annotation, cellular component: cytoplasm. The record is from RefSeq and is a predicted model, not a curated record. NCBI's taxonomy places the organism in Eukaryota, Metazoa, Arthropoda, Insecta, Diptera, Drosophilidae. Gene Ontology annotation, molecular function: hydroxymethylbilane synthase activity.
GUUUGCCAAUCACUUGCUGCAUUGCUCUUUGCUCGGACGUAGUAUCGUCCAGCAUAAAACCUUAAUUUUAGGUUCAUUGGUUGGAUUUUUAACCGUCUAGUACAAAGUCUACAUGACAGAAAGACAAGAAUGUGUGUUUAAUACUCAGUGAAUUAAAGUUUUCAUUCAUCGUUCAUCGCUGCUACUGUGCAAAAGUUGUGACCCAAAAAGAAACCUUCGGUACUGCUGCUUGUCCUCGCCAAAGACACUUUCACUAAACCACCUCCACACACGCCUGUCUAAUAGUAACAAUUGUGCAAUAAUAACAGAAACUUAAGAUGUCUACGCAGGACAAGGAAAAGGUCAUUCGUGUUGGUUCACGAAAAAGUGAGCUAGCGCUCAUUCAGACUAAACAUGUCGUCGGCAGACUGCAGAAACUCUAUCCGAAGCAAAAGUUCGAGAUACAUACGAUGUCUACAUUUGGAGAUCGUGUGUUGAACGUUUCGCUGCCGAAGAUUGGGGAGAAGAGCCUAUUCACCCGGGAUCUGGAAGAUGCACUACGAAAUGGCGGUGUCGAUUUUGUCGUCCAUUCGCUGAAGGAUCUGCCCACAGCGCUGCCAACGGGCAUGGCUGUGGGCGCGGUGCUGGAACGUGAAGAUGCUCGGGAUGCGUUGGUGCUGCGCGAGCAUCUUAAGGGUCACACCAUUGCAUCGCUGCCCAAAGGCAGUGUCAUUGGCACAUCUUCGCUGCGUCGCACAGCACAAAUUCGACGCCAGUAUCCGCAUUUGAUUGUGUGCGAUAUUCGCGGCAAUUUGAAUACGCGUUUGGCCAAGCUGGAUGCCAAGGACUCCAAGUUUUCGGGCAUUAUACUGGCACAGGCGGGUCUCGUGCGCAUGGGCUGGAUGAACCGCAUCAGCCAGGUGCUAGAGCCCACGGACCUGCUCUAUGCCGUCGGCCAGGGCGCUCUGGCCGUCGAGUGUCGGGCCAACGAUGCUCAUGUGCUGGGCAUGCUUCAGCGGCUCAUGUGCUUGAAUACCACAUGCCGUAUUUUGGCCGAACGCAGCUUCCUGAAAACUUUGGGCGGUGGCUGCUCAGCUCCAGUUGCUGUCUGGAGCAAACUGAAAGGCGAGCCAAGCAACAUUAGCAAUGGCAAUCGACAGCAGCAGCAGCAGUUGAARCAGGAUGAGGAAGUGGGCUUGUCGCUUACAGGCGCCGUGUGGAGUCUGGAUGGUGCUAUUGAGAUACGCGAGCACUUGGAUUGUGCCUUAAAUGAAUUGGAAACAGAUGUGAAUCGUCGCAAGCGUGCCGGCGGCAAUGACCAACAGCAGCAGCAGGCCCAGGAAGUGGCAAACAAUAAUGACAGCAACAGCUGCGACUCCCCGCCAGCUACUAAGCGUGCAAGGAAUGGCAACAACACGCUUACCAAUGGAAAUGACAAUGGAAAUGGCAAUGGGUCUGGCUCGGGUUCCGAUUCCAGCACGAAUAGCCCACGUCAACAGGGCAGUCCACCGGUCAUAUGUGAGGAUGCCUCUGUUACGGGCUACACCAUGGAGGAGCUGCUCGAGCGUCAUAUCGACCUGGCACGCAAGUGCCCCGUUGUUGGUCACGACAAUAACAAUGCAUUGGGUGCUGGCGGGGAUGCAGGUGGUGGCGGUGGCGAUGCUGACACCAGCAAUGCUAACUCAUCGGUUCACUGCCCGCUGCAGAUGAACGUUGGCCAGGAAUUUAUGGGCGAGUGUCCGUUCGUUGACAACGAGACAAAGAUUUCGUUCGCCAGUGCGGGGAAGUGUCCGGUCACCCACAUUGCCACGUUGCCUGCGCAACCGCCCAGCAGUGGAGACGAGCCGGACAAUAUAUCGACGGCGCCGACACCGGCGUUAGCAACAACACCAACGUCUUCCAAAUGUCCUUUCUCUGCCAUGCACCAAGGCAGUGGCCUUGAAGUCAGCCAAGAGAAAACGGGUCACGCCAAAUGUCCGUUCCUACAGAAGACGGUGCAAAUGUUCGACUAUGCCGAUGAGCAGCAGCCACAGCCACAGCAGCUCAAGCUGCCCGUGCUCAUUGAGGAUGUGGACAACUUGUUUUGUGGUCUCUAUCAGCAUGCAUGCCACAGCAGGGACAUCUACGAGAAGGCCAAUUGGCUUGGCCAAACUCUGGCCGAGCGGCUCAUCAAGAAGGGCGCACUCGAUGUUAUGAAGGUGGCCCAAGCUGAGAUUCAUAGCAAGGUGGGAUCCUGAUCGUGAAACAAAGCAGUCACCGGCACAGGCACAGGCAAACUCUGCAUCCGCAUCAUCGCACCAUCACAAUCCAUUCAAGAGUACACAUUAAGUAGAAAAGUUGAACUAGUAAAUUGUUUUUAUUAUUUGUUGAGUUACGCGCGGGAUCUGCGUAAAUCAUUUUUGUUGGGGGUUUGUCUUAAGGCUACUCAUUAAAACACAUAGCAACG